This is a messenger RNA of Saprolegnia parasitica CBS 223.65, 1710 nucleotides long. Its product is annotated as TKL protein kinase. Gene Ontology annotation, molecular function: protein kinase activity; ATP binding. The transcript has 4 exons. NCBI's taxonomy places the organism in Eukaryota, Oomycota, Saprolegniomycetes, Saprolegniales, Saprolegniaceae. The record is from RefSeq and is a predicted model, not a curated record. Bases 1 to 1710 code for a protein of 569 amino acids. Gene Ontology annotation, biological process: protein phosphorylation.
AUGGUGAAUAGGGUCCUCGACAACAACCGACUGCAGACCCUCGAGCGCUUCACGGCGCCGUCGCUCCGUCGCCUGAGCGUGAGCGGCAACCCGUUCGCUGCACCGCCGCCGAUCGCGUCUAUCUUCCCCAACCUCACCGACGUGUCCCUCGCGCGACUCAACCUGACCGUGUACCCUAUUCUGGCCGUGCCAUUGACCGUCGCCACGCUGUCGCUCGCACACAACCAGCUGCGGGACAUGCCAGCCACGCUCCCGGCCUCGGUCCAGAGCCUCGACCUGCAACACAACCAGAUCUCGCGAGUGCAGCUGGCGCUCACGCCCAGCUCGCGGCUGCUCUGCCUCGGCGGCAACCCCAUCACGGCGCUGUACGCGACGCCGGCGCAGUUUGCGCUCCUCGAGAAGCUCUUGCAUCCGCGCAGCGUGGGCCCGACCAGCAGCGAGUGCUCGCCGUCGACGCCCUUCGUCUCGGUCACGACGACCUCGGACGCGUGCACGGGCCGGUUCCGCGUGAAGCGGGUCUGGGGCACGGUCCCGAUCUGCGUGGUCGACUCGUACGCUGCGAUCUAUCUGCCGCCGACCCCGCCCAUCUCGCAGGCCACGUGGCUCGCAGUGCUCUCUUCGUUUGGGUUUCUCUUGCUCGUCGUCGGCGGGAGCUUUGUGUGCUUUUACAAGAAGCGCGGCGCCGACGCGGACCAAGGGAAGCUGCGCAUGCUCCUCGACCUCGGCGAUGGCGGCCUUCUUCCGCCGAUCGAGACGGUCGUCAACGACGUGCGCCGGGACCCGAUCUACGCGCCGUUCUGGAUCCCGCCGGACGAGCUCACGCCGACGCGGGUGCUCGCGCGCGGCGGCUUUGGGGUCGUCUUUGCCGCAACCUUCCAAGGACACGAGGACGUCGCGAUGAAGCGCUUGCUGUCGACGCGCCUCGAUGACGCUGCGUGCGUCGCCGACUUUAUGGACGAGAUCCGCCUCUGCGCGCGGCUCUUCCACCCCAACAUUGUGCGCUUCGUCGGGUUCACGUCGACGACGCUCGCCAACCUCUCGAUCGUCACCGAGUACAUGGCGCGCGGCGACCUCUGGCACUUUCUGCUCGAGAACGACGUGCCGUGGCACACGACCGAGAAGCCGCUCAAGCGCCGGCACCCGAGUGCGCUCAGCAGCUCUCGGAGCACGCUCGUCUCGGACGACGGCAGUCUCCGCGACGAGGCGACGACGUCCAAGUUCUCCUUCUUGGUCGACGUUGUCUCGGGACUGCACUACCUCCACACGCUCGACCCGCCCGUGCUGCACCGCGACGUGAAGGCCCGCAACGUGCUCUUGAGCAGCGACUACAUCGCCAAGCUCACCGACUUUGGCGUCGCGCGCGAGGCGAGCGACGUGACGAUGACGGCGGACGUCGGCACGAUCGCGUGGAUCGCGCCCGAAGUGCUCAAGGGCUGCUUCUACGACGCCAAGGCCGACGUCUACUCGCUCGGCGUGCUCAUGGCCGAGAUGGACACGCGCGAGCCGCCGUACGCCCACCUCGACGGCGACGUCUCGGCGCUGCGGACGCGCAUCGCGCUCCUCGUCGCGGCCAACGAGCUCCAGCCGACCUUUUCCCGCAGCAUGCCCCUCGCCUUGCGCGACCUGGCGCACCAAUGCCUCACGCACGACCCACAUCACCGGCCGUCGAUCCAAGACGUCGACGCGGCCAUCCGCGUGCUCCUCCUCUAG